Messenger RNA from Humulus lupulus (European hop), 604 nucleotides. RefSeq names its product TOM1-like protein 6. The transcript has 5 exons. Lineage: Eukaryota; Viridiplantae; Streptophyta; Magnoliopsida; Rosales; Cannabaceae. Gene Ontology annotation, biological process: protein transport to vacuole involved in ubiquitin-dependent protein catabolic process via the multivesicular body sorting pathway. The coding region runs from base 1 to 414 and encodes 137 amino acids. Gene Ontology annotation, molecular function: phosphatidylinositol binding; ubiquitin binding. The record is from RefSeq and is a predicted model, not a curated record.
AUGAAAGUGAGGGAGAAAAUCUUGGUCUUGCUUGACUCUUGGCAAGAAGCUUUUGGUGGGCCUGGAGGAAAGCAUUCUCAAUAUUAUUGGGCAUAUGAUGAAUUAAGGCGUUCUGGAGUAGAAUUUCCCAAGCGUUCAUUAGACGCCGUCCCUAUUUUUAUACCCCCUGCUUCACAUCAGACCAUGGGUCGUCCUCAACUUGGAUAUGGAAUGCCUAGAAAUGCUUCAGGAAGGCUUGAUGAAACUAUCGCUACAGAAAUUGAGAGUUUGAGCUUGUCAAGCAUGGAGGCUAUGCAGAAUGUUCUGGAACUCCUAAGUGACAUGCUACAGGCAGUAAAUCCUGGUGAUUCUGUGGCUGUAAAAGAUGAAGUGAUAGUUGAGCUUUCCAUUCUGUUCAGGCUGAUGCACGUUUAAGAGAAGAGCUCAAAAAAGGAAAGUGGCUAUGGGGGAUUCCCGAGACAUUUUGCAUCUUAGAAAAGGCCUCUUGAAAGCAGUUUUGGGUCAUCUUGAGUGGCAGGUCUGUUUCUUGUUUUGUUAUGCCCGGGAUGGUUUUGAAGGGGUUGAGACACACACACAAUAAUUUUUUUUUAUACAUAACUAGAGA